AUGGCACGCCUUACUUAUCCCGAACCCCAAGCCAAGGGCCUCAACGUCCUCAAGCAAUUCGCCCACACCCCGGCCACGGCGAAGCACUGGGCCAGCAUCGGCGCAGCUCAAUUCAAAGACCUGGAACUCUCCAACAAGAACCGAGAAUUGUCGAUUCUUCUCAGCACGUCAAAGUUCAGGUCGUCAUACGAAUUUUCGCACCAUGUCCCGGUGUCGACCAAGGAGGGGGUGACUGAUGCGCAGCGCGAGGUUCUCAUUCAGGCGGGAAAGCAAAAGGGCUUCUUAGCAGGGAAGGAUGGCUCUGGGCAAUUGAAGGAUCUGUUCACGCAGAAGGAGAGAACGCUGCUGGUGUUCCUUGAAGCUGUCAUUGAGGGUCCUGAGGUGGAUGACAAGGUGUUUGCGGGCGCAAAGGCCGAGCUUUCGGAUCGUGAGAUUGUGGAGCUGAUCACCCUUCAGACCCUCACUCGAUUCGGAAGGUUCUUUCAAACGUAUGUCAAAUUACAAGAGCUGACAGUCUACCGAGUGGCACUACACGACAUCAGUGUGCCCAACCUCGACAGCUUGCCAACCACCGAAGCUCUUGUCAAGAACGCCUUCCGCGAUGAGGCGCUCACGGCGGCCUUGAGGAACCCCGAACACAUGUGCUGGUCAUGCUAUAACUGCCUCUUUGGUCUCUACGAAAACUUAUUUGUCAGAAUCGAAAAGCGUGACGGCCGGAUACGUGUGCCGAUGUACGCUUUGAUGAUCCGAUGGGAGACAAGGCCAAUCGCGAACGCGCUUCUCAUCAGUCUUGCAUCCAUCGGUGCCAUCUUUCUGGCCGAGUCUGCCCAUAUUGUCCUCGAUUUGUAA
This is a messenger RNA of Colletotrichum aenigma, 849 nucleotides long. RefSeq lists its product as uncharacterized. The transcript has 2 exons. Bases 1 to 849 code for a protein of 282 amino acids. The record is from RefSeq and is a predicted model, not a curated record. Lineage: Eukaryota; Fungi; Ascomycota; Sordariomycetes; Glomerellales; Glomerellaceae.